Messenger RNA from Fusarium keratoplasticum, 2109 nucleotides. RefSeq lists its product as uncharacterized. The record is from RefSeq and is a predicted model, not a curated record. Bases 1 to 2109 code for a protein of 702 amino acids. Gene Ontology annotation, cellular component: Golgi apparatus. The transcript has a single exon. Lineage: Eukaryota; Fungi; Ascomycota; Sordariomycetes; Hypocreales; Nectriaceae.
AUGGAAACACCUCUAUCGCCAGCUCAGGACUCGACGCUCAACAUCCAAACACCAGCUACCGCCAGACGGUACAACAGUUACGAAGUGCGAGCCGUCUCUGUGUCUUCAGAUAACGACACCCCUUCGCGAGGUGCCUCACCCUUUGCAGCCAACGACGCCAUCUUGACCGACCAAGAGAACGUCCCUCCCUCAUCCUCCAAGUCACGACACUCGCGUGUCCUCUCUGGGGCAACCCUCUCACCACUCAAGAUCCUCGUCGAUCAGCGAGAAGACAGAGAGUCUAGAAAAGCCGAGAGACUGCCCCCAAGCGCCCGCAGUCCUCGAAAGGUGUCCCCUGAGAAGCGGUUUCCUGUUAAGGUCAGCAACCCGAUCGACUCGCCGCGUUCGACCCACGAGAGAACAAUGAGCCUGGAGGACGCCGUGCGGCAGAACGAAGGCUUGAAGCGCGCCAUUGAGAUCUUUGAAGAUGAACAAAGCGUGCUGGAGGACGACAACGACGAGAUGGAUACCACCGUGGGCACUGUAAACAUUAUCCCCCCUGGACAGAUGGACGUGGACGAGUCCGUGGGCCCGGAUGAUACCAUGAUCAGCACAUUCAGCACCUUCUCAGCCGUGCCAGACUUGACAAUGUUUGCAAAGCUGGGCCGAACUCCAACCUCGACCAAGUUCUCCAAUGCUGGUGGCCUCACUCCUCGUGUCAGCACCAGAGCUGAACCUUCACCGUCCCGGACACCACGACCGAUGUCUAUGCAAGACUCUGGAAACACUACCAAUCUGCUCGACUUUACCGAGCAAAUGCGAUUCCCUCAGAAGACCCCCUCUAAGGGCGGCCUAUCGCCGUCCCGAACGGCCCCUAACGUUGCGGCCACCCCUGCUCGCCAAUUCGCCAACCUCAUCGACUUUGAUAUUCCCCCGAUGCCAACUCCUCGCAGUGUCCCUAGCAUUACCCCUAGAGAGCUCGAGUCCCUCAAGUCGAACUUCCUGUCCGAAAUUAGCUCCCUCAAGGCCUCGCUCAGCGGAAAGGAGGCUGAGGUGCAGUCACUCAAGGCUGCAGUUGGCGAUGCCGAGAAACGUGUUGGAGAGUCUCUGGAGCAGCUCCGUGAGGAACGCGGUUUCAAGGAGCAACUCGCUGUCGAGAAGGAAGGCUGGGAGAACCGUGGACGUGAGAUGGAGAAUGUCCUGCGAAAGGUCAAGGAGGAGAUUGUCCUCAGCCAGAGAGAACGAGAAGAGUUGGAACAGAAGCUGGAGGAGAGCGAAAAGCGACGCGAGGCUGCAGAGAUUAUGCAUCAGGAAGCUGAGAGCAAGAUGGCGGGUAUGCGUGCCGGGAAGGAUAUGGAAAAGUCGUCACCCGAGAAGCCAAAGAGCCCGAGCUCAUCCAACCAUGAAGUUGAGCUCGCCGUUGAGCGUGUAGCUCGCGAACUGCAUGCCCUCUACAAGAGCAAGCACGAAUCCAAGGUGACUGCUCUGAAGAAGUCGUACGAGACUCGGUGGGAGAAGCGAGUUCGUGAACUUGAGAGCACCAUCGAGGAGCUCAGCGAGGAGAACGAGCGCCUCCGCGUGGGUCGGGAUGCGACCAUGACCAAGGUUGAGCCUGAUAGCGCUGAGGCCGAGGAACGCAAGGCUCAGGCUGUGCGUGACAGCGCAACUAUCAAGGAGCUUAAUGCGGACGUCCAGCGCCUCGAGGCGGUAGUGCAGACGGUGCAGAAGGACAACGAGCAGCUCCGAGGCAUGCUGGAGCAGGAGCGUGUUGAGAAGGGCGAGCUGGUUCAGCUGGCCGAGGAGAUGAUGAGCAUGCAGAGCUUUGUUGGGCAGACACCCAAGCCUCAGCCCCAAGCUCAACCGCAGCAGACGCCGCAUCUCUCCCACCAGCUUCACGAGAGACAGCACGACCGUCAGCCCGAGGCCAAGACGCCCAAGCGGAGUGCGGACCACUUUAGAAGCAGCGUCAACCGCGCCUCUGGGCUCCGAGCCCCUGGAUCAGGCCUCCGAGCGCCUCACGAGCGAACCAAGAGCGCAGGGGGUCUUCCCCGUCCGGGUGGUGUUGGCCGCAGCGGUAUCAUGAGCUCCAUUGAGAAGAUGGGCAGCUAUCGAGGACGCGGAGCUGAGUAA